AUGAUAGAGGAGCAUCACGAUGAGCCUGACAUCUCCAACAUCGAAGAAAAGCAGCUUGUCAGAAAGAUCGACCUCCAUCUGAUGCCGAUACUCGUAGCCAUCUACAUUCUCCAGUAUCUCGAUAAGAGCAGUUUGAAUACUGCCUCGCUUCUUGGCAUUAUCCAGGACACAAAACUCGUUGGUCAGGAGUUCCCUUGGCUCAAUAGUGCCUUCUACUUUGGCUAUCUUGCUGCCACAUAUCCCAUCUCCGUGCUAUUUGUCAAGCUUCCAAUUGCCAAGGUCCUGGCAGCGUCCAUUUUGCUCUGGGCCGUAGUUCUCGGUUGUCAUGCUGCUGGCCAAAACUUUGCAGCCCUGUGCUCUCUACGUGUGCUUCUCGGGGCGUUUGAAGCAACUAUAAGUCCCGGUUUCACACUCAUCACGGGAUUGUGGUAUAAACCAUCCGAGCAUGCCUCCCGACAUAGCCUUUGGUUCCUUGGCAACGCCGUAGGGUCUCUUCUCGGCAGUCUCAUUGCCUUCGGUUGCACCUUCAUUGUCGGCGGGCCCGUUGCACCGUGGAGAUGGCUAUUCAUUGUUCUCGGCAUAAUCACAGCAGGCUGGAGUCUCGUCUUGUAUAUCUGGCUCCCUGACACACCGGCCACAGCACGGUUUCUCGAGCCAUCCCAAAGAGUCUGGGCUACGCAAAGACCUCAGUUGGUCCAAAAGAGUUUCAAGACAAAUAAGUGGUCUAAUGAACAGUUCAUUGAGGCCAUGUGGGAUCCCAAGACCUGGUUUCAAUUCCUCGUUAUUACCAUUGUGUCCCUGAGCAACGGCGUACUUGCCAACUUCAGCUCCUUAAUCAUCAAAGGGUUGGACUUUGGCACCCGUACGUCGCUACUCCUGGGUAUGCCUCUGGCUGCCUGGAACGUGAUCGUUGUCAUUAUAUCCGCCUGGGCUGCGAAGAAGUUCCGGAAGUCCCGUUGCCUCGUCUCUAUGGCUGGCGUUGCUCUCUCACUGAUUGGCACUGUCCUGGUCCGCCAGCUCCCAGCCACAAAUCGGGCUGGUCGGUACGCUGGCAUCAUCCUCUGCGCUUCCAGCGUGAAUACCUUCCCGAUGAUGCUCAGUCUCAUCUCAAGCAAUGUUGCCGGCUUUACGAAGAAGUCUACGGUCAGCGCGAUCUUCUUUAUUGGAUACUGCGCUGGCAAUAUCGCAGGUCCCCAGUUCUUCAUUCCGUCCGAGGCCCCAAAGUACACGACGGCCUUUACUGCUUUGUUUGUUAUUACGUGUGUUCUCCUUGGCACUAUUUUUGCCUUUAGGCAGUACCUUGCUUGGGAGAACGCGAGGCGUGACAAGGCACAGGGCGUGCAUAUUGAUGCUGAGUUGCCCCAGAGCGAUACAUUGCCGACUGUCGUGAUGGAGGCUACUGACGAGACCGACUUUGAGAAUAAGAGCUUCAGGUAUUAUCUCUAG
Fusarium vanettenii 77-13-4 is the source of this 1446-nucleotide messenger RNA. RefSeq lists its product as uncharacterized. Gene Ontology annotation, biological process: transmembrane transport; tripeptide transport; allantoate transport. Bases 1 to 1446 code for a protein of 481 amino acids. The record is from RefSeq and is a predicted model, not a curated record. Gene Ontology annotation, cellular component: plasma membrane. The transcript is spliced from 7 exons. Lineage: Eukaryota; Fungi; Ascomycota; Sordariomycetes; Hypocreales; Nectriaceae. Gene Ontology annotation, molecular function: allantoate transmembrane transporter activity; dipeptide transmembrane transporter activity.